Peromyscus californicus insignis is the source of this 1724-nucleotide messenger RNA. Its product is annotated as 60S ribosomal protein L11-like. The transcript has a single exon. Lineage: Eukaryota; Metazoa; Chordata; Mammalia; Rodentia; Cricetidae. The coding region runs from base 1188 to 1724 and encodes 178 amino acids. Gene Ontology annotation, cellular component: cytosolic large ribosomal subunit; ribosome. Gene Ontology annotation, molecular function: structural constituent of ribosome; RNA binding. The record is from RefSeq and is a predicted model, not a curated record. Gene Ontology annotation, biological process: translation.
GUCAGUCAUCACUGAGAAGAGGAAGGCGCAUGACACUGUUACCGCGUGGGCAAAUGACUCUGACUCUGACUCUGACUCUGACUCAGCUCCUAGCUUCACGGCUUUUGCUUCCAUUACCGGUGAAAAGACAAGCUGUCCACUAGUGGGAUUCUGUUGUCGUCAAGUGUCAGCAUGGAGGAGGCUUCUCUCCAGCCCCGAGAGUUCCGGUUUUAACCCUUUCUCACACGUGGAGUGUUCAUCCUUCAAAGCUCAAUCAAAGAAUAUCUCUUCUCUUGAAUCCAUUAUCUCUAUUACUGAUCUAGCCUCUCUUUGAACUCCAGAUGUUUGCAGUUAUCACUACUGCCUUGGUAAUCAUGCUCUCACUUGUGGUAUCACGUGUGACUGUUCCUAAGAGAUGUCAAAUGAGCAUCUGCCUCCAAACUGGAAUAGCACCAGCAGCCUGAGGAAUGAAUGCCUCAUUCAAGUUCAUCUAGAUGGUCCAAAGAAUUUACUAGGGAUUACUUGAAGAGCUAUGGACAACUAAAGACAGAUGUAUAUGCCCUCCUCCUUACCCAGCCACAUUGUAACGUCUACAACAGAGUGGCUCCACACCUAGCUUGAGAGCAGUGCCCCGUGUGAAGGGCAGUAGAGGUGACUGCAAUUCACACCCCGUAACUCUCAGACAGCCGUGGUGUACGCACUAGGGGUGAUUACAGACUCAGCCCCCUACAUAAAGCACAGACAGGUGUGCUGUGGAGAAGUUACUCGCAUGCGUACUUCAUCAUAGCCCUUCUGUGGUCUUGGAAGACACUUCAGUCAUGGGGAGGAUGGCUUGCAGAACAGUUCAGUGGUGGCUUGUGAAAGAUGGCGUUCCUCUGGCUCGGAAUCAGAGGAGCAUUCUCAUUACAUAUCUUUGGCAUCUUCUGCUAUUCCUUUGUUUUUGUUUGGAGCAGGGUCGUUCUGUAUGGCUAUCCUGGAACUCAGGAUAGACCAGGCUGGCCUCAAAUUCACAAAGAUCCUGCUGGGGUUAAAGGCACGCGCCACCAUGCCUGGCUCUUCCGCUGUUCUUUAGUUUUCCUGUGUUCAGUGCUUUGUUCAUCUGUAUUGUUGAUUAAGAAUGGGGGCUGUGUUUAAAAAGGGCCGUUGAGGCCUCCUGACCCAUAAGGCCACGGGCCGGAAGUUCUGCUCUCUCUUCCCUUUUCUUCAUCAUGACACAAGAUCAAGGUGAAAAGGAGAAGAACCCCAUGCGGGAACUUCGCAUCCGCAAGCUCUGCCUCAGUAUCUGUGUUGGGGAGAGCAGAGACAGACUGACCCCGGCGGCCAAGGUGUUGGAGCAGCUCACAGGCCAGACACCUGUAUUUUCCAAAGCUAGAUACACCGUCAGGUCCUUUGGCAUCCGGCGAAAUGGGAAGAUUGCUGUUCACUGCACUGUCCGAGGAGCCAAGGCAGAAGAGAUUCUGGAGAAAGGCCUGAAGGUGCAGGAGUAUGAGUUAUGGAAAAAUAACUUCUCAGAUACUGGAAACUUUGACUUUGGGAUUCAAGAACACAUCGAUCUGGGCAUCAAAUAUGACCCAAGCAUUGGGAUCUCUGGCCUGGACUUCUAUGUGGUGCUGGGUAGGCCAGGUUUCAGCAUUGCAGACAAGAAGCACAGGACAGGCUGCAUUGGGGCCAAGCACAGCAUCAGCAAAGAGGAGGCCAUGCGUUGGUUCCAGAAGUAUGAUGGGAGCAUCCUUCCUGGCAAAUAA